AUGAAGGUAAUCAAGGAGCUGGUUGCUCCGGCAGCCGUGGGCGAACUCAUGAGCAGGCUAAUCUCCUUCCUUAUUUCCCGCUACACCAAGCAAACAUGUCGGAAGGAGGACAUGUUUCUUCAGCUCGAGCUUGUUGCGCUGAAGAUCCAUGCCCUAGUGGAUGAAGCGGAGCGGCGGCACCUCGCCCAAAACCAGAGGUUGCUCCUGUGGCUCAGCAAGCUCAUGGAGGGCAUGUACCGUGCAUACUAUGUGCUCGACCAUCGUCAUGACGGUUCCUUGCUGGUGAGCAGCUCCUGGUCAUUCUCCUUGUCUCCUUCAUCUCGGCCUGCCAAGCGACUUUGCAUUUCCAAUGCUCCUCAACCCGUUUGUGCAGCCGAUCACAACGGACUAGAAGAGGAAUUGAGUGCCACGCUCCGAAGAUUGGAACAGUGUGCAGAAGGGAUGAAGGAAUUCAUUCUACUUCUUGCAUGCUGUCCUACUAUACCCCGGCGUCCUGCUGUCUCCAGUUUUCAAUCUGAUGACAGAUACAUGUUUGGCCGGCUUGUUGAGAGGGAGCAGAUAAUCAGUUUUCUGCUACAGCCUGAGACUGAUAGCAGCAGCUUGGGCGUUCUACCGCUUGUAGGUGGCCCGGAGGUCGGCAAGGGCACCAUUGUCAAGCAUGUUUGCAGUGACGAGAGGGUGCGCCGUCAUUUUGUCAUGAUCCUGUACUCCUAUGGGUCUCUUCUUGGUGACAACUCUACCCAAGAUGUUCUGCUCACACUGCGAACUGGUGGCCACGUCCUUCACGAGACCUCACCUGUCGUCUCAGGAAGGAAUGGGAGCAGGCAUCUUCUUGUGAUUAAAAACACCUACGAAGUAGUGAUCGACGAGGCAGCAUGGGCGUCGCUCUGUGCGUCUCUGAGGUCCACCGCGCCGGGAAGCAAGGUCAUAGUCGUCAGCGAGAACGACAGCGUCGCGGACCUCGGCACCACCGCCGCCAUGCGAGUGAAGCCACUGCCGCGGGAGGAGUUCUGGUACUUCUUCAGGACACUCUCUCUCGGUGGUGCCAGCGAUCCCGGGGAGUAUCCGGAGCUCGCGGUGCUGGGCAGACAGAUUGCGGCGGCGCUUGACGGGUCGUUCUUCGGCGCCAAGGUCCUCAGCAGCCUACUCAGGACCAACCUCAAUGCGCAAUUCUGGGGCGCCGUGCUCGGCGUCGUGCGCAGAUUCGUCGCGGAGCUGCGUGGUGACGAGGAUCACUUCUCAAAGCUUGGUGUCGCCAAGAUAGCGUUGGAGAUACUCCCUGUGCCAUUGAGGCUCAAGAGCGCCGGUCAGACGACCCGAGUGGCCGCCGAGGCUGAGGCUGAGCUGCAGGGAAUCACCGUCCAGGAACUACUGCGUUCAGCCAGAGCUGUUCCAAGAGAGGAGGUGCGAAUUGUGCUGUGGGAAUCUGCGUGCCCACCGAACUAUCGCUACACUGUCGUGUGCGAGAAGGUAGAAACACAUGGUCCACAUGCAAACAUCGAGCGGAAGAGGCAUGCUAGGCAGCAGCAGUAG
Sorghum bicolor (sorghum) is the source of this 1533-nucleotide messenger RNA. Its product is annotated as disease resistance protein RGA2. NCBI's taxonomy places the organism in Eukaryota, Viridiplantae, Streptophyta, Magnoliopsida, Poales, Poaceae. Bases 1 to 1533 code for a protein of 510 amino acids. Gene Ontology annotation, molecular function: ADP binding. The record is from RefSeq and is a predicted model, not a curated record. The transcript has a single exon.